AUGAAGAACCUACUUUUUUCGUGUUCACUACAAGUGGUUCUGAUGUGCUUUUUGGGCACAUCAUUAGCUUACACGACUUUUGCUAAACCUUCAGGGAGAUGUUUCCGAUCGGCUCUUUUCACGGCAAAAGAUACGCCAAUCGACCUCCCCGGUUUUGAAAACGCCGAGGAGUACCUCGAAUACAUGGAGUCAGUUUCCUCUUUGCCCAAGGGUUUUGCGACUGGAGCCGCUGAUGGAACGUUCGUCUCUAAAGAAGCACCAAAUCUGGGUCGCCUGCGUAUUCGUGGUACUAUUGUUCAGCUUACUGAAGGCCCAACCGACAGCUGGGCAGCGUGCUUCACAUCAAAUAAGUUCCCAGGUGCUCCGGUUCUAGUAGGAAGGAAACGCCUGGCUGGUGGUGGUGCUAUAGCUGCGUUAGUCAUCAACAACAAAGUGUCCAAUGUAUGCUCUGGUGGCGACGGAGAGAAGGACGCCGAAUUAGUUUGCGAAGCCGUGGCAAAGUCGCUGAACUUGGAAUCUUCCGAACAGGUUUUACCUUCCAGCACUGGUGUCAUCGGAUGGCGCCUCCCUGCGAAGGAGCUUGCUGAAGAUAUUGUUCCUGCUGCAAUUAAGAACAUCCAGAUUAAAUCUGCCUUGAAUGCGGCCCAAGCCAUCAUGACUACAGACCGUUUCCCGAAGGUCCGAAGUAAAACUCUCUCCAAUGGGAGCAGAGUUGUUGGAAUCGCCAAGGGCGCUGGAAUGAUCGAACCGAACAUGGCCACCAUGCUUUCCUAUAUCAUGACUGACGCCACUAUUUCCAAGAAAAAAUUGCAGGAGAUGCUUUCUGCUGUUGUCAAUGAAACGUUCAAUUGUCUUUCUAUUGAUGGCGAUGAAUCGACAAGUGAUACUGUUGUUUCUAUUGCUUCAAACCAAGUAAAAGCCGAUUUAGAUUUGGACGAAUUCAAGAAUGCUCUACUUGAAGUGUGCCAGGGUCUCGCUAAGGAUAUCGUUCGCAACGGAGAAGGAACCGGACAUGUGAUGAGGGUCCAGAUUGACCACUUUCCGGGAUCGAUGCGCUCGGCUCGUUUCCUUGGUAGACAUAUUGUCAACUCACCACUUUUCAAGUGUGCCGUAGCCGGCAAUGACCCGAAUACGGGACGUCUUGCAGCCGCAAUUGGGUCGUACCUUGGCAAGCAUAUGCCAGACGCUGAUGUUAGAAGCAUGACAUUGACACUUGGCAAUCGCGUAAUUUUCAAAAAUGGGAAAUUUGUACUUGAAGGCGAAGAAGUUGAGAAAGAGCUUUGUGACCACAUGAUUAACGCUGGGUAUGGAGACUCAACUAACUAUCCUCCGCACCAAAGGUUUGUUGAGAUUGGCGUAGACUUCGGCAAGAACUGUGGUGAUACUAGUGUCACAGUUUUUGGGAGUGACUUGACGAAAGAAUAUGUGCAAAUCAAUGGGGAUUAUCGAUCCUAG
This is a messenger RNA of Cylindrotheca closterium, 1455 nucleotides long. NCBI's taxonomy places the organism in Eukaryota, Bacillariophyta, Bacillariophyceae, Bacillariales, Bacillariaceae. The record is from the annotation of a GenBank genome assembly.